UUGGCUCUUGACUCGCUGGUUGUAGGAAAAGAUGGCUGCUUCGGCGGCAACCCCGACUUCUUCCUCCGGUCUGAGUCCAAACUACGCCUCGAUCUGCUCCUUCCUGGAGCGGUACGGAGCGCUGCUGGACCUGCCGGAGCUCACCUUCCCGCAGCUGGAGCGAUACCUGCAGGACACAUCCUCCGUUCCAAAGCUGCUGGUUGAUAUUCACGUCAAAUUGCUGAGGAAGAUUGGCAAGUCGGUGUCAGCGGACAGAUGGGAGAAGUAUCUAGUGAAGGUAUGUCAAGAGUUCAACACAACGUGGGCAUGGGAACUGGAACAGAAAGGAUACCAGGAGCUGCCGGCGGAGUGCAAGACGGGGAUACUUAAAUAUUUGUGUGAGUGUCAGUUUGAUGACAAUGUUAAGUUCAAAACCGCCAUCAAUGAGGAGGACCCGGAUAAGAUGCGUCUGCAGCCGAUCGGCCGGGACAAAGACGGUCAGAUGUACUGGUAUCAACUGGACCAGGACGACAACGUGCGUGUUUACGUGGAGGAGCAGGACGACUUGGACGGGUCGUCGUGGAAGUGCAUUGUCAGUAGUAGAAAUGACUUGGCUGAGGUUCUGGCUCUGCUCAAGACACAAAUUGACCCGGCGCUAUUAAAAAAAGACGAAGAAGCCAAACUUGCCGGUGAAGAGGGUAAAACAGAAGACGGUGAAGUUAAAAAGAGUGAGGACACAUCAGAUGAAGACAUUAAAGACUCCAACAAGACUGUCGGUCCAGUUUCGCCAAAGACGGAGAACGAUGAAAAAGUAACGCAGAAAGAUGACUUGAAAUCAGAAGCUUCUGAGGCCAAAUCGUCACUGAACGGCAUCAUUGUAGGCAUCAUUGAAGGCAAAGCUGAAGCAGAGCUCUGUUCAGAAAAAUCGGCCGUCGAUCUCAGUUCAGAAAAAUCUGCCGUGGAUCUCAGUUCAGAAAAAUCGGCCGUGGAUCUCAGUGUCGGUACAAAAGCCCAGAGCAUCAAAGAAGAGCCGAUGGACGUGUCGGAUGCUAAAACAAGCACAGCAACAAGCGAACCUGCCGCUGAGACGCCAUGUAUAUCAGUAAAGGCAGAAAAGGGAGAGGAGGCCAAGAAGAGCAGCGUGGAGGAGAUUCAACAAGCUCUGAAGAACGACCAACAGGCCAAAAUCCCUUUGAAAAAAAGAGGAAUGAAGUUUACUGAAGACUUUGAGAAAAGCAGUGGCAUCAUAGUGCAAAACCCGUCUGUUCCUCAGGUCAAGGAGGCUCCUAAACCUGACCCGACUCCUGAACAGACGAAGAAAGUAAAUGAUCAUGUUAACGGCGAAGUUCAGCCUGCGUCAGAGAAAGACCUCCAGGGUCGUUCAAGCGGGUCACUAAAAGACGCCGGCGUCGACAAAGAGCAGACGACUGAACCAGCUGCAGGUAAAUCUGUAGAAAAGAGAGACUCUCCAGCUGCAGACAAGGAGGACACGAAAGAUAAAAAGGAUGAAGCAUCGAACCAAGCAGACUCUGGCAAGAAAAAUCUAGAUGUGCAGGUAGAAAAGGAAAGCACGGCAUCAAAAGAAAAGAAAGGGGAACCGCCGCCUUUACCUAAAGACGUAAAUAAUGCAGCAGAGAGGCCGUCUAAUCAUGGAGAGCAUCAAAAAAACAUUGAUACGAAAGAGUCUCGUCCAGAAGACAAGACAUUAAAGAUAACUGAUAAAACAUUAACAACUGGUGAGUCAGAGAAAGUCACAUCCAAAGAAUCAAAAGAUUCAGAGGCAAAACCAGCCGGUGCAGAAGCAUCAGAGUCGAGUAAGACUGAAGAAACAAAGACGUCAGAAAAUGUAACAGUGAGUGAUGCUAAAGAAACGGCGACAUGUGAGGCUAAUGUAGAGAAAUCGGAUAAAUCGGCGCCGAAAGAAAAGCCGGGAGUCAUCAAAACAACAGACAAAGAUCCUGCAAAGAAAUCUGAAAACACGGCGUCACCGUCUGUCAUUAAAAAGACAGAAAUCCUAAAAAACAGUGAUAAGACAGAAACCACACAAAGCUGUAAUGUCAUUAAAAAGGCAGACAAACCAGCAAUCUGUGAGAAAUCAGAAGGAACACCUGAAGAGAGUGUGGAGUCGUCUGUUAUUAAAAAGCUCGACAAAUCAUGUAAACCUGUUGACAACGUCAAAGAUGCAGAGAUGAAACCAGAGAAAGCCUCUGAGACUAACGCUGAGAAGACAGAGAAGACAGAAGCUGUAAAGAAACCUGUCAACUGUGAUGGUACGAUACAUGAUGUUUCCAGGAUAAGCGAGUCCGCUCCCGCGUCUAUGGAGGUGGAAGCAGUGGCCGUUAAACCCGAUCUGACAAAGCCACAAGAGGAUGACAAAACUGAGAUUAACUCACGAAAGAAGACCGAGGAAGCAUCUGAAGGGAAAGAUAAACCAUCCAGCGCUGUGGAGGAGACAAACGUCUCUAAAGAAACUGAUAAAAGACCAGACGCACAGCAGGAAAAGGUGUCUGAAGAACAGCCUAAAAAAAUGGAGGCAGAGCGUCCGUCAUCAGAAAGUGAAAAGGAUGCUGACAAGAAAAAGGACACAGAGCAGGAAAUGAAAAAGGACACGGACAAGGAAAAGAAAAAAGACACGGACAAGGACACAGACAAGGACACGGACAAGGAAAAGCAAAAGGACACAGACAAGGAAAAGAAAAAGGACAUGGACAAAGAAAAACAAUUGGACACGGUCAAAGAAACGAAAAAGGACACAGACAAAGAAAAGAAAAAGGACACAAACAAGGACACAGACAAGGAAAAGAAAAAGGACAUGGACAAACAAAAGAAAAAGGACACAGACAGUGAAAAGAAAAGGGACACAGUCAAGGAAAUGAAAAAGGACACAGACAAGGAAAAACAAUUGGACACGGUCAAGGAAACAAAAAAGGACACAGACAAGGACACAGACAAGGAAAAGAAAAAGGACACAGACAAAGAAAAGCAAAAGGACACGGUCAAGGAAACGAAAAAGGACAUAGACAGUGAAAAGAAAAAGGACACAGUCAAGGAAAAACAGUUGGACACGGUCAAGGAAACGAAAAAGGACACAGACAAAGAAAAGAAAAAGGACACAGACAAGGAAAAGCAAAAGGACAUGGUCAAGGAAACAAAAAAGGACACAGACAAGGAAAAACAAUUGGACACGGUCAAGGAAAAGGACACAGACAAAGAAAAGAAAAAGGACACAGACCAGGAAAAGAAAAAGGACACAGACAAGGAAAAGAAAAAGGACACGGAUAAAGAAAAGAAAAAGGACACAGACAUGGAAAAGAAAAAGGACACAGACAAGGAAAAGCAAAAGGACACAGUCAAGGAAACGAAAAAGGACACAGACAGGAAUACAAAUAAGGACAUGGAUAAAGAAAAGAAAACAGACUCAGCAAAAAAUCAAAAGGACGCAGGCAAGGAAACAAUAAAGGACACAGAGAAGGAAAAGAAAAAGGUCACAGACGAAAAACAAAAUGAGACAGUCAAGGAAAAAAAUAAGGAUACGGACAAAGAAAAGCAAAAGGACACAGUCAAGGAAACGAAAAAGGACAUAGACAAGAAAACAAUUAAGGACACGGACAAAGAAAAGAAAACGGACGCAGAAGAAAAUCAAGAAGACACAGUCAAGAAAAAGGACACAGACAAAGAACAGCAAAAGGACACAGUCAAGGAAACGAAAAAGGACACAGACAAGAAAACAAAUAAGGACACGGACAAAGAAAAGCAAAAGGAAACCGACGAGGGAAAACUUAAAAAAGACAGUGAGAAACACCUGUGUCAAGACAAAGACAAUAAAGAGGAUUCCACAACAGAUAAACUCUCAAAAACAGACGAAACAAAAGAGGAGAAGCUUGGUAAUAAAGAGAGUGAAGCCGCGACCAAAACGGUGGAAUCUGGUCAACAAAAUGUGAGCAAAGAAACCGACGGCAAAUCCUCAACUGAAACGGAGAAAGACAGCCACCCAAGCAAAGAACCGGAGAGCGAAAAGCCCACUGACGAGGAAAGUAAAAGCAAAAGUGAAGAAGAAGACUCUGUGGCAAAAAAGAAGGUAGCAAACGGCGGGAAAACUCAGGCUUCCCGUCGGAGAGUCAGGCCCCUAGCCCACCGGAGGAAAGCCAAACUUCAGAGAGAGGAGAGACAAGCGGAUUCAGAGUCCGAUACGAACACGGGGAGAUCUCUCCGGAGAUCACCGAGGAUCUCCAGACCGACGUCAAAGGCAGUAGAGAUCCACGACAGGAAGCUGGAGAAAUCACAGGCGUCUGAAAAGCGCGAGGACGACAAGGAUGAGAAAGAAGAAAAAGACGAGGAGGACAAAGAGGAGGAAGAGGAGGAGAAAGCUGUUCAGAGGAAACCAAGAGAGAAAAAGGCCGAUCAGGAGGGUCAGCCCAAACCGAAGGGGAGAAAGAGACGGAGGCUUCGGUGGUCCAACACGCGAACGCGCCGCAGAAAGAAAGGCUCCGAAGACGAGGACGGCAACAGCGACGAGGAGUCCAGUGAGGAGGAGGAGGAGAGCGAGGACCCCAGCGACGAAGACUACAAGGUGGAGCGAAGCAGAAAGCGGCGAAAUCGUAACCGAGAAAGACGAAGCUCGGACUCCUCGACGUCCACAGACGACGACCUACCUCCAAAUGACGACCCCUGCAAACAUUGUGGUCUUCCAAAUCACCCUGAGCUGAUCUUGCUGUGUGAUUCGUGUGACAGCGGGUACCACACAGCCUGUCUGAGGCCUCCGCUCAUGAUCAUCCCCGACGGAGAAUGGUUCUGUCCACCAUGUCAACAUAAGCUACUCUGCGACAAACUAGAAGAGCAGCUCGUAAAUCUCGACGCUUCUUUGAAAAAGAAAGAACGGGCCGAGAGAAGGAAAGAGCGUCUCAUUUACGUUGGAAUCAGUCUUGAAAACAUCAUCACGCCCUCAGGGGAUGUGGAGGAAGAAAAGCCAGAGAUCAUCAUCAAAGAGAAGAAAGAAGCAAAGCGAAAAAGCUGGGGUCGACGGUCAACGAGGAAUAAGAAAUCCAUCAGCUACAGAUUUGACGAAUUUGACGAGGCGAUCGAGGAGGCAAUUGAGGAAGACAUCAAAGAAGCAGAGGGCGGAGGAGCUGGACGGGGUAAAGACAUGGCCAACAUCACGGGGCUCAGAGGAAAGGAUAUGUCCGCCAUCACUCAAGCAGAUGAGGGCAAGGAAAACGGUACCCCUCAACCACAACUGCCGGCCGGUCUGCGCAGGAAAAAACGCCGGCGACUCAAUGACCUGGACAGCGACAGCACCGUGGACGAGGAGGAGAGUGAGGAGGAGUUUCGCAUCAGUGAAAGCUCAGAAGAAGAGUUUGUCGUGUCGGAGAAUAACUCAGACGCUGAAUCGGAUGCGGACUCCAACAACAGCGACAGCAGCGGUAAGCGGCGCGUUGCUUCGCGGCGCAGAUUGACUGCGAAACGACGACGAAGCUCCAGAAAGCGGCGAAGACCGAGAGGGUACUCGGAUGAUGAAGAGGAGGAAACGGAUGAGGAGGAUGAAGAUGAGAUAGUGACUGAAGGCUCCAGCGAGUACAGCGACAGUGAUCUGGACAUGAGUCGACGGCGGUCUCGGCGGAGUCAGAAGAAGCAGGUGAACUACCGGGAGACGUCCGAGUCCGAAGGCUCUCAGGCAGAAACCAACGUAGCCAGGAUGAGACCCAGAGGCCGCCGGGACAGCUCUAGCAGCGAGGCGAGUUUCUCCAGAGGCUCCGAGGAGGAGUCGAGGGAUCGGAGGGUGAAGAGGAAAGGCGACUCCUCGGAUGAAGAUUCCCGGCAGCGGCGCAUGCGUCUUUCGCUAAAACGCAGGAGAGCUUCCGAAGACGACGACUCGGACGACGACUCGGACGAAUCGUCGGAGGAGGAUCGUCCCGUCCGUAAACGCGUGAACCGCAUCGACUCGGACGAUGAUGAUGAAGAGGAGGAGGAGAAGAAGGAGGAGAAGGAGGAGGAGAAACCGAAGGAGAAGAAAGCAGCAGACGAGGAGUCAAAGGGAACAAACCCAGUGGACUGCAAUCCGGCGGAGCUUCCACCCACCAACGGACAGAGCCCGAUAAAGAGCCUCGAGGGCCUCGUCAGCCGGCCCGCCACCGCCGCCGCUCCAGGCCCACAUCCGGAGCCCAAAAACACCAGCGCCACGCCAGCCGCUGCCAUUGCACCAAACGGUCAGGUUGGCCAGGAGAUGCCGGCACAGGACGAAGACGAAGACGACCUGUUAGGAGUCACAGACCUGGUGGACUACGUCUGCAAUAACGAAGAUUUGUAAAAAAAAAGAAAGAAAAAAAAUGGUGUACUGUUUCAUUUUUUGUGGUAUUGUAUUUUUAUAUUGCUUAACUUUAUUAUUCCCUCCCCCACCAACACGUCCUCGUCGUCCUUUUUACUCGUGUCAUCUGGAGCAAUCUCUGCUACAGUAAGAACUGGAUCCCUGACACCAGUCUGAUGCUGUCCCUGUGGGAUUGUACUGCAAAUAAGGGCACCGAACUAUCAACUCUCAUUUGUUUGGUAAUCACAUCAUCCAGCUCCACUGCCAAACCACCUCCUCCCUCCAAAAACAAGUCAUUUCUCCUCUCACAUCAUACCGUUUCUUUUGUUUCUGCAGAUUUUAUCUCCCGUACUCGUCUACAUUGAAAUAGUUUAAUGUGUAGGAAAUGGUUUAAGACUUCCUGUUUGAAUGCUAAACGACUGGGGUUUCUUUUUUUUUAAGAGUAUAAUAAGUCAUUCCAUAAUUGAUUUAAAGUUCUUGGCAUCCGUUAAAAAAAUAUUCAUGAUUUUACGUUUGACAUUUUGGGAAAAGUGCUUAUUUAUCUGCCUUCAGCCAGAGAGUUUUUUGGCUUUUUUUGCAUCUAUUAGAUAGUACAGCCGAAGACAUGCAGCAAAAGGUCGGAUUCGAAAAAUGGUCGCUGCUGAGGUCUCAGCCUUUGUACAUACAGAAUAUGUAUGAAAACAUUAAUGUGCAUUUAAAGUCAUUUAAAUUUUAGCAGCAAUAGUAGUACUUCAGGAAUGUUUCAUGCUUAUCGUGAUAACGCUGUUUACCGUUAUAUUAUCACAGCAUGAAAAGUUGAUACCAGUAAAUCCCAAGUCCGCCUACUAACACCUAUAGCUAAAUCUGUGCAAAAACGUUGAUUCGCAGACGCAUCAUCCUCCAUAAAACGGCAAAUUGGCGGGUUUUUUACACUUCCCGUUUUGCACAGAAUCUGUACUGUAGUGUAAAAACGUUAGUUUGCCGUUUUGUUUCUGUACUACAGAUUUAAAAGAUGAGAUGUAAUGCGUUAAUUGGUGCAUUUUGUUCCCUUUUGGGCAAAGCAAGGCCUGCGGUUUACCCCUGUUUCCAGUCUUUGUGCUAAGUAGGGUAUCAAAGAGUGUAUGUAGGUUGUAGGGGGUGAUAACUGUAUUAUAUAUAAAAAAUAUCACGAUAAUAUCUAUAGAAAUUAUUGCAAUAUUAUCAUUUAUCCUUUUGGUGACGCUAAUAGUGUGAAAAUCUGAUAUUGUGAUAGCCCUAGUGCUAAGCCAACUGACUGCAAGCCUUAUAUUUAAUGCUCAGAUGUGUGUCACUCUAACUCUCCUCCUGAAAUCGAAUAAGCGUAUUUCCCAAAACGUCAACCUAUUCCGGCUUUUUGUUUUGUUUUCAAACAUAAUUUAUGAAAGCUUUAGAUGAGACUAUUUAUUCUUGUCGAAUAACCUUCUAGACUAAUAACUAGUCGACCGACCUUCAUUUGUCAGCCUUCUCCUUCGGACUUUCUGUUGAAUCAUAGAGUAGCUUUUGUAUAUUGUAUACAUAUAUAAUUAUUUUAACUAUGUGCGCUGCCAUCAGUAUCAGUGGUGAACCCUCUGUUUCUUUGAGUACUAUGUUGGGAAACAAAAAUCAGAUGUAAAACGUCCCUCCUCUUCUUGAGCUUUAGUUUAGUUUCCUGUUAUUACUUUUGUUACUUUUUUUUUUAAUAAUGUAUUUUUUGUAUAUCUAAACUUUUAUUUGUUGUCUCUGUUGAGCGAAAUGUAAAGUGUCUUAUUUUCUUUGACCAUUGUCCUUCAUAGAAGGUUCAAAAACCUGCAGACCCGCGGCUUUUAUUAACUAAAAUAACACUAAGCUCCAAAACACCCCCUCUUCUUUUCGGUUUUAUUCCCCUCCCCUGAAUCUUCAUGUGUUUUUAUUCACAUUCUCUAUUUUCAUAAUCUUGAGUUGACGUUCGGGUCAGCUGACUUUUAAACCUCAAAUCAAGAUUGUGAAAAAUAACCAACUUAGUGGAACAAUUUUUGUUUUUGAAGCGAUAGUCAGGAUGCAGUUUUUGAAUGAGGGAAAUGGACAGAAAAAAACAAAACAAACCAAUGACUUCACUGACCUCUGCUGGAACCAGUCUGUGUGUAUAUCUGUAGUUUUUUGCUGUAAUAUAUUUAGAGGCAUUUUUUUAAUCAUGGAAAAAUAUAUUGGGCAAUUCUUUGGGAUUGCAUGACUUUCUAAUAGUUUUCUUUUGUAGGGAAGUAAUAUUGGCACAACAGUUUUUUUUGUAACAAAACCAGAAAAACUUUGGCAUGUUUUUAAAGGAUCUCCUGACCUGUUGUUGCUGAAGGACUUGUUACGUAGACGCCGCAGCAUCUCAUCAUUUUGCAGUGAAACUGCAUCGGUAAGCAUGCGCUGACCUACUAAAGGCAUGUUAUAGAAGCUUGGGGGGAGAGAAAGAGAAAGGAUUAUCGUAGAAAAUAAUCUAGGGCAUCUGAUUUAAGAGAGGAAAUGAAGCCUGUUUGUAAAAUAUUUUGUAAAUUAGUCUCAGCAUGGUCUUCACAGAGGAAAAACCACUCUAUUUAUCAUACCGUUUUGAUACCGGCGAUGGCCAAAACAUGACUUCCAAGACAAAAGCCUAUAUGUGCUGCUUGCAAUGCACACAACUUGGGCCUCUAUACACACACACACAUAUUUAGCUUUUAGAGUAGCUGGACAGAAUAUAGAUAGAAAAACCCAAUUCUACAAAUGUAAUAAUAGAAAGUGUGUGUUCUGGUGGGUUGAGUCUGAGUAAAGGAAUGUCUGUGUGCUGUUUGUAACCCUGUUUUAAAUUCUCCACAGAGAUGAGGAGAGUGUAUUAAUAUGUUGUCUCACGGUUAUGAAAUAACCUGUAGCAAGACCUGCGUUAGAAGAGAGAGAGAGGAAGCGACAAAAAUAAAAGGCUGCGAUGGGAUUAACGGAGGAAGUCGGUGCCAAUGACUGAAGUGUUAAACAGAGUUUCCUAUUUACCUCAUGAUGAAUCUGGGAGGAAAGACACCCUGUCCACUGUGUAUAGAUGCUAGUAGACUGGUUGUUGGUGUUUUUGUCUGCUCCUUACAUUUUUGUUAACUUUACUGUUAUUUCAUAUGAAUCUGAUCUUGUACAUUUGUCAUAAUAAAAUGGGUUUCGAGCCUCACGA
Sebastes umbrosus (honeycomb rockfish) is the source of this 9410-nucleotide messenger RNA. It is a transcript of the gene rsf1b.1, whose product is annotated as remodeling and spacing factor 1b, tandem duplicate 1. The transcript is spliced from 16 exons. The record is from RefSeq and is a predicted model, not a curated record. Lineage: Eukaryota; Metazoa; Chordata; Actinopteri; Perciformes; Sebastidae. Gene Ontology annotation, biological process: regulation of DNA-templated transcription. Gene Ontology annotation, cellular component: RSF complex. The coding region runs from base 32 to 6283 and encodes 2083 amino acids.